Oldenlandia corymbosa var. corymbosa is the source of this 1844-nucleotide messenger RNA. Lineage: Eukaryota; Viridiplantae; Streptophyta; Magnoliopsida; Gentianales; Rubiaceae. The record is from the annotation of a GenBank genome assembly.
GGCAAAUUAAGCUAUUACAUAGUGAAUCCUCAGCCAUGGAAGUUGUUGGUGGUCGUCUCUUUUUGCUAGGGGUUUUCUUGGUUUUAUAUGUGUAUGGUGUACAUGGUAAUUCUGGAGUUCAUGUUAAGAGCUUUCGGACACAUAAAAUUGACCGAAAUACUCAGCGGUUAUCACCUACUUUCGGAAUUAAUAUCCUCAAUCGUACCAGUUUUCCUGAAGGUUUUGUUUUUGGGACUGCAACUUCUUCGUACCAGGUUGAAGGAGGAUGGAAUUCUGACGGUAAAGGUCUCAGCAAUUGGGAUUAUUUUUCACACAAAUAUCCAGAUAAACUUGAAAAUAAUAGCAAUGGAGAUGUAGCAGCUGACUCUUACCACAAGUAUAAGGAGGAUGUCAAACUUUUGAAGGAAAUGAAUACGGAUUCGUAUCGCUUCUCUAUCUCUUGGUCAAGACUUAUACCUACCGGCAAGAUUAACAAAGGCAUAAAUGAAAGAGGAAUUCAAUAUUAUAAUAAUCUCAUCGACGAACUUGUUGCUAAUGGUCUAACAGCAGCAGUGACAUUGUUCCAUUGGGAGCUUCCUCAAGCUUUAGAGAAUGAGUAUGGUGGUUUCUUGAGUCCUAAGAUUAUAAAGGAUUAUCUAGACUUUGUGAAUUUGUGCUUUGAGAGAUUUGGCGAUAGAGUAAAACUCUGGAUCACAUUUAACGAACCAUAUAGUUAUAGUAACUUUGGCUAUGAUAAUGGGCUAAGCGUUCCGGGCCGAUGUUCAUCAUGGUUGAAUGGCAAUUGCUCGGCAGGGGAUUCAGGCACCGAGCCUUAUACUGUAUCUCAUCACCAACUCUUGGCUCAUGCAUAUGCAGUUCAAUUGUACAGAACCAAAUACCAGGCUCAGCAGAAAGGUAUUAUUGGAAUGACAAAUGUUUGUAACUGGAUGGUGCCAAUGACUAAUUCAUCUCUCGAUAUGCGAGCAGCUAAGCGUUCUCUAGAUUUUAUGUAUGGAUGGUUUAUGAAUCCUUUAGUAUAUGGUGAUUAUCCGAAAACAAUGAAAGCUGUCGUCGGCAAUCGCCUUCCAAAAUUUACACAUGAAGAAUCGAAGUUGCUAAAGGGAUCCUAUGAUUUUCAUGGAGUGAAUUAUUACACUGCCAUGUAUGCUUCUCAUUCCAGUAACCCUCCUAAUAAAACCCACGCCAGAUAUAUUACUGAUUAUCUUGCUGAUCUUAUAGCAACCCGUCAAGGCGUACUUAUUGGAGAAGAGGCAGGAUCAAAUUGGCUUCAUUCCUAUCCAAAAGGACUUUGGCAUCUUCUCCUCUAUGUACAACGAAAAUAUAAUAAUCCAGUUAUUUACAUUACAGAAAAUGGUGUUGAUGAAAUAAAUGAUGCCUCAUUACCACUUGAGCAAGCCCUUCAAGACGACUUUAGAAUCCGAUAUUAUUAUCGCCAUCUUCAAUUCCUCCGCAAAGCAAUCAAAAAUGGAGUCAGAGUAAGAGGAUUCUACGGAUGGUCGCUUAUUGACAAUUUUGAGUGGCUGAACGGAUACAGUGUUCGUUUUGGGUUCAAUUUUGUGGACUACAACACUUUGAAAAGACACAGAAAACUGUCGUCAUAUUGCUUUUCAACUUGUAUUUUCCAAUUAAGAUUAAAUAUUGAAGGAGGAUGGAAUGCUGAUGGCAAAGGCCUUGUGGAAAUGUCUGCAGAACAAAGAAGCUUGCUUAGCAUGGAGAUCUGCAGCCUCUUCUUCAGGACACUUGGAGUAGUUAUGUGUAGUACUAUGACUAACAGCUUUUUCCAGUAUUUAGCUAAACCAAAAAGGACUGACCAUGGAAAAGAAUGCUUUUGGAAUCUGCAAUAA